AUGGCCGAAUUCGUGCGAGCCCAGAUCUUCGGAACGACCUUCGAGAUCACAUCUAGAUACUCGGAUCUGCAACCCGUGGGCAUGGGUGCUUUUGGCCUGGUUUGGUAUGUUACCUCAACCGCCUCGAUCACCGCGCCGAGCGCUUCAUACGAUCCCCGACACGCAAACGCAAAUUUACUAACCAAAGGCGAAUUGCCGCUGCGCAGCUCCGCUAAAGAUCAACUCACCAACCAAAAUGUCGCCGUCAAAAAGAUUAUGAAGCCUUUCAGCACACCCGUUUUGGCAAAGAGAACCUACCGAGAACUAAAGCUACUGAAACACCUCAGGCACGAAAAUGUUAUCUCCCUUAGCGACAUUUUCAUCUCUCCUCUCGAAGACAUCUACUUCGUAACGGAACUCCUCGGCACCGAUCUGCACCGACUGCUCACCUCGAGACCUCUGGAAAAACAAUUUAUCCAAUAUUUCCUCUAUCAGAUUAUGCGAGGGCUUAAAUAUGUCCAUUCCGCCGGUGUCGUCCAUCGCGAUCUCAAGCCCAGUAAUAUCUUGGUCAACGAGAAUUGUGAUUUGAAAAUUUGCGACUUCGGACUUGCACGAAUUCAGGACCCCCAAAUGACUGGAUAUGUCUCGACAAGAUAUUACCGCGCCCCCGAGAUUAUGCUCACCUGGCAGAAAUACGACGUUGAAGUCGAUAUCUGGAGCGCCGGAUGCAUCUUCGCUGAGAUGUUAGAGGGGAAACCGCUGUUCCCUGGAAAGGAUCACGUCAACCAAUUCUCCAUCAUCACCGAGCUUCUUGGUACACCCCCCGAUGAUGUUAUUAAUACGAUUGCUAGCGAGAAUACGUUAAGAUUCGUCAAAUCAUUACCUAAGCGAGAACGACAACCACUUAAGAACAAAUUUAAGAAUGCCGACCCAGCAGCUGUUGACCUACUCGAACGAAUGCUUGUCUUCGAUCCCAAGAAGCGAAUUACAGCAACUGACGCACUAGCUCACGAGUAUCUCGCUCCUUACCACGACCCUACUGACGAGCCUGUUGCUGAGGAGAAAUUUGAUUGGAGCUUUAAUGAUGCUGACCUGCCAGUGGACACGUGGAAGAUCAUGAUGUACUCGGAGAUUCUUGAUUAUCAUAAUAUGGAGUCCAACGCGGUGGGAAUUGACGACCAAUUCAACGGCCAGUAG
This is a messenger RNA of Hypoxylon trugodes, 1176 nucleotides long. RefSeq names its product mitogen-activated protein kinase HOG1. Gene Ontology annotation, molecular function: MAP kinase activity; ATP binding. The coding region runs from base 1 to 1176 and encodes 391 amino acids. The record is from RefSeq and is a predicted model, not a curated record. Gene Ontology annotation, cellular component: cytoplasm; nucleus. The transcript is spliced from 8 exons. Gene Ontology annotation, biological process: osmosensory signaling pathway; cellular response to oxidative stress; stress-activated MAPK cascade. Lineage: Eukaryota; Fungi; Ascomycota; Sordariomycetes; Xylariales; Hypoxylaceae.